Messenger RNA from Trichogramma pretiosum, 2036 nucleotides. It is a transcript of the gene DPCoAC, whose product is annotated as mitochondrial coenzyme A transporter SLC25A42. Lineage: Eukaryota; Metazoa; Arthropoda; Insecta; Hymenoptera; Trichogrammatidae. The coding region runs from base 974 to 2008 and encodes 344 amino acids. Gene Ontology annotation, biological process: transmembrane transport. The transcript has 6 exons. The record is from RefSeq and is a predicted model, not a curated record.
AGUGUUCCGUUCAGUUCUAUCGUGUGCUGCAGUCCAUAACUAUAUCUGCGCGUGUCGUGGUCGCAGUGCUGCGGACGGAUCAUCAUCGGCGCCUCGACGACGACGGCUCGCCGACGUGCCAGAAAAAGGUUGGGAAUUCGUUCAGCCGAAAGCUCUCCCGCACAAAAACACUCGACAAAAGAAGAAGGCACGCGUAUCACCGAUAACGCGUACGUUUUACAGAAAUAAAAAAAAAAAAAAAUUAACAUCGAAGAGCCGCAAGAUGUGAACGCGUUCGCGUGCCGUGCAACGCGCGAUCGAUCGAUCAUAUUCGUAUUUACGACGCAUACACAAACACACGCGCGCACGCACGCACGUUGCAAAUAACUCGCGGCUCGUCGCGUUUUUCCAUAUCAUCAUCGCGCGUCGCAGCACUCCGAUACUCGAAGCUCUCUUGAAACAUCCUCAAGGUCGUUCGUCGUCGUAGUAGUCGUCAAAAUAGAUAUAUAGAUCAGUGCGCCGUGCAGUCGAGCGUGUGUGCAAUUAAUAGUCGAGUCGUCGAUUAUAAAAGCUGCAGCCAGCAGCAGCCUUUUGUGUGCGCGCGUGCAAGUCUGGGCUCAUCGUCGUCGUUGUAUAUAAAACACUGCACCACCAACAUCACCACCACCACCAUCGGAAGCAGUAGCAGUAGUAGCAGUAGCAGUAGCAGACACGCUUGGAUCUUUUAUUAUUAGGCUUGAAUACUCAAGCUCGCUCGCAACGCACAUCGAGAGUCAUAUACACACUCGCAACGUGACUACCUUUUUUUUCUUCAUUUCUGCGUUGUUUCGACGUUGUUGUUGUUGCUGCUGCUGUUGUUUACAUCUCGAUAUACACCUCGAUGUACACGCAUCACAGGUGUUCUUGAACUAUGGCUCUUGCAAGUUUUCCUUUCUAAAGAUGAACAAGAUUGAGAAGGGAAAGAAGAUAACUCACUUGUUGCAAGGAAACAAGAAUGAAUGGGCAUGUGGACAGCAGCCUAGGAAACAGCAUCAAAAUACCUGCAGCUGUGAGCGGCUCGAACAAGACACAUUUGAUACCUGUAGCAGUGAUGAAGCCAAACAGCGGUGUCAAACAAGAAGAGACACAAGCAGUUGUGACACCAUCCUCAAAAGAUGAGAGUAUUACAAAUUCUCAAAGAGUAUGGACGAGCCUUGCAGCUGGAGCUAUUGCUGGUGGGGCAGCGAAAACAACUAUUGCCCCACUCGACAGGACAAAGAUCAAUUUUCAAAUAUCACAACAACCAUUCUCAGCAAAAGCUGCUAUCAACUUUCUAGUCUGUACAUAUAAAAAUGAUGGUUUGCUUAGCUUAUGGAGAGGGAACAGUGCUACAAUGGUAAGGAUCAUUCCGUAUGCAGCAAUUCAGUUCACAGCUCAUGAACAGUGGAAAAGGAUUCUCAAUGUUGAUACACCUAACUCGAGCAAAGAGAAAAGGUUUCUCGCUGGUUCACUUGCUGGGGUUACUUCACAAGCUAUGACUUAUCCAUUAGAUUUAGCAAGAGCUCAAAUGGCUGUUACUCAAAAAGAUGAAUUCAGUACUCUGCGUCAAGUUUUUGUCACAAUUUAUCGUAAAGAAGGAAUAGCAGCAUUUUAUCAUGGUUUCACUCCAACAAUACUAGGAGUUAUUCCUUAUGCAGGUUGCAGUUUCUUUUUCUAUGAUAUGUUUAAAAAUUUGUUUGCUGUUUAUGCUGUUAAUAGUCCCGGAUUAUUGGCUGUAUCAGGUCUUUUAUCUGGGGCUGUCGCAGGAAUGGUUGGACAAGCUAGCAGCUACCCAUUAGAUAUGGUUCGUAGAAGGAUGCAAACUUCUUCACUCAGAAAUCAACAAAAUCUUGGGGUCAUUGCAAUGACAAAAAAAAUAUAUGGAGAAGAAGGUGUCAUGUCUUUUUAUAAAGGCUUAAGUAUGAAUUGGGUGAAAGGUCCUAUUGCAGUAGGAAUCAGUUUUGCCACAUAUGACUUGGUAAAAGAUUUUUUGAGAAAAAUUGCCUGUUAAUAAAAUGGCUUAUUUGAUUGACAGAGAA